This is a messenger RNA of Rangifer tarandus platyrhynchus (Svalbard reindeer), 948 nucleotides long. The record is from the annotation of a GenBank genome assembly. NCBI's taxonomy places the organism in Eukaryota, Metazoa, Chordata, Mammalia, Artiodactyla, Cervidae.
AUGCAUGUCAUUUGCAUAAAAAUAAUUGUUUUGUGUUCUCUUAAGUUUAGUGAAAGUUCCAAAGAGCAUCUUAAACCAUCUAAACAAACACACCUUCAUAAGACAAGAAAGCAGUUUGCAAAAUUUGGACAAGCUUCUGCAAAUCCACACGGUAACCAUCGUCAUCAUGGAUCCCCAAGAUACCUCCACAAUCUCCUCUUCCCUCACCGCCCACAUGGUCCAUCACCCAGACGUGCUCCAACAUCUAAGAAUGUUAUCAACCCCAGUUCUCAAGUUCCACUAGCCACUUCUAGUGCUCCCCCAACAGCGAACACCGAGGCUUCCGCCGCCUCUACCAGCAAACUUAUAGGCUUUGCACCCAGCACCACAGCUCCCAGCACCCUCCAACCCAAGGCCACCACAUAUGCUGCAGCAGCUGGUACUGCCCCUUCCCCUGAUGCCAGCACUGCCCCUGCCCCUGAUGCCGGCACUGCCCCUGCCCCUGAUGCCGGCACUGCCCCUCCCCCUGAUGCUGGCACUGCCCCUCCCCCUGAUGCUGGCACUGCCCCUGCCCCUGAUGUCAGCACUGCCCCCGCCCCUGAUGCCCGCACUGCCCCCGCCCCUGAUGCCGGCACUGCCCCUCACCCUGAUGCCGGCACUGCCCCUGCCCCUGAUGCUGGCACUGGCCCUCCCCCUGAUGCUGGCACUGCCCCUGCCCCUGAUGUCAGCACUGCCCCUGCCCCUGAUGCCGGCACUGCCCCUGCCCCUGAUGCUGGCACUGGCCCUCCCCCUGAUGCUGGCACUGCCCCUGCCCCUGAUGUCAGCACUGCCCCUGCCCCUGAUGCCGGCUCUACCCUUCCCCCUGAUGCCCGCACUGCCCCUCCCCCUGAUGCCCGCACUGCCCCCGCCCCUGAUGCUGGCACUGUCCCUCCCCCUGAUGCUGACAACCAGCAAAAACAGAUUCCAUAA